Molecule: messenger RNA, 3584 nt
Organism: Oryctolagus cuniculus (rabbit)
Lineage: Eukaryota; Metazoa; Chordata; Mammalia; Lagomorpha; Leporidae
Source: RefSeq, a predicted model, not a curated record
AGACAGACAACCCGGGGACCUGCGGGGUUAGACAGACACCCCGGGGACCUGCGGGGUUAGACAGACACCCCGGGGACCUGCGGGAGAGGGUUAGACAGACACCCCUGGGACAUGCGGGGGAAGUGUUAGAGACACACCCCGGGGACCUGCGGGGUUAGACAGACACCCCGGGGACAUGCGGGGGAAGUGUUAGAGACACACCCCGGGGACCUGCGGGGUUAGACAGACACCCCGGGGACAUGCGGGGUUAGACAGACACCCCUGGGACAUGCGGGAGAGGGUUAGAGACACACCCCGUGUGGGGAGCAGCCCGGACUGGACUGAGUUACUGGAAUUAAGACUUAUUCUAUGCAUCUGCUCUCCCACAAUAUGGCGCUGGGAGAGAAGUAAACAGCUUCCGCACAGCUGCCUCCAGUUCAACUAAUAAACUGUAGGACUUGCUCCUGAUUGGAGGAGAGCAGCGUACUCGGCGUGUGGGCAGCCGAGUUAGGAUUGGCGGAGGAGGACUAUAAAGGAGGAGAGAGACGGCAUGCACCAGGAACAUCUAAGGGGAACAUCUGAAGGAACACCUGUGCAGCCCCCAAGAGAGCCGGCCGGCGGUGUGCCGCUCCCCCGCGGAAGUGGGGAAUGUGGCAGGGGGAACCGCCCUUCCACGGAGGUGGAAGGGACGGUAGCCAACCCGGGAAGAACCAGCAGCAAACCCGGGGAGGGCUGAGCAGACAGAAGAACAGCGCAGGGUCCUGUGUCGUUCCUCCACGAAGACGGGGAGCGACACCCCGGGGCCUGCGGGGUUAGACACCCCGGGGACCUGCGAGGUUAGACAGACACCCCGGGGACCUGCGGGGGAAGUGUUAGAGACACACCCCGGGGACCUGCGGGGUUAGACAGACACCCUGGGGACAUGCGGGGUUAGACACCCCGGGGACCUGUGGGGGAAGUGUUAUAGACACCCUGGGACAUGCGGGGUGAGCCCUGUGGGGGAGGGUUAGAGACACACUCCUGGGACCUGCGGGGUUAGACACCCCUGGGACAUGCGGGGGAAGUGUUAGAGACACACCCCGGGGACAUGUGGGGUGAGCCCUGCGGGAGAGGGUUAGAGACACACCCCAGGGACAUGCGGGGUUAGACACCCCGGGGACAUGCGGGGUUAGACACCCCUGGGACCUGCGGGAGAGGGUUAGAGACACACCCCGGGGACCUGCGGGGUUAGACACCCCGGGGACCUGCGGGAGAGGGUUAGACAGACACCACUGGGACCUGCAGGAGAGGGUUAGAGACACACCCCGGGGACCUGCGGGAGAGGGUUAGACAGACACCCCGGGGACAUGCGGGGGAAGUGUUAGACACCCCGUGGACCUGCGGGGUUAGACACCCGGGGACCUGCGGGAGAGGGUUAGAGACACACCCCGGGGACCUUCGGGGUUAGACAGACACCCUGGGGACAUGCGGGGGAAGUGUUAGAGACACACCCCGGGGACAUGUGGGGUGAGCCCUGCGGGGGAGGGUUAGAGACACACCCCGGGGACCUGCGGGGUUAGACACCCCGGGAACAUGCGGGGUUAGACAGACACCCCUGGGACCUGCGGGAGAGGGUUAGAGACACACCCCAGGGACCUGCGGGGGAAGUGUUAGAGACACACCCCGGGGACCUGCGGGGUUAGACACCCUGGGUCCUGGGGGGGGGUUAGACACCUGGGACAUGCAGAAUGAGCCCUGCAGGGGAGUUAGACCCCUGGGACAUGUGGGUUGGGGUGGGGUUAGACAUUUCCGUGGGACAUGCGGGUUAGCAUCCUCUGGUCAUUCCCCAAACAGCGCCCACAGGGAUGCAGCCGCUUCGCCUGCUAGCCAGCACUGCCCCUUGAGGCGUUGGCUCAGGUGCCUUGAGGAACACAAGCUUUUCAGACUGUUGCCAUCUCUCCAAGCACUAUUGGCCAUGGUGCCUCUGAGGCUUUUCUCAGCGAGAUCUCGGACCGCGCUGGAAGGCCUGGGGCGCUGCGCUCCGUCCACACAGCCUGGCCGCCAGUCCAGACCGCGCCUCCCUCAGCAGGCGCCUCCCAGGCCCCUCUCCCUCGGCUCUGCGGCCCGCAGCGAGCACCAGCAGCCCCCCAGAAGGAAGCCGCUCUCUGAGAAGAAGUUGAAAAGGCACUUUGUGGACCACCGGCGAGUGCUCGUCCGUGGAGGAAAUGGAGGCUCCGGAGCGAGCUGCUUCCACAGCGAGCCCCGCAAGGAGUUCGGAGGCCCCGACGGCGGGGACGGAGGCAGCGGCGGCCACGUCAUCUUGAGAGUCGACCAGCAGGUCAAGUCCCUGUCGUCGGUGCUGUCACAGUACCAGGGCUUCCACGGGGAAGACGGCGGCAGCAAAAACUGCUCUGGGCGAGGUGGCGCCGUCCUCUAUGUCCGGGUCCCCGUGGGCACCUUGGUGAAGGAGGGCGGUCAAGUUGUGGCGGACCUGUGUCGUCCGGGCGAUGAGUACGUCGCUGCGCUCGGCGGGGCCGGAGGCAAAGGCAACCGUUUCUUCCUGGCCAACGACAACCGCGCCCCGGUGACCUGCACGCCCGGACAGCCGGGUCAGGAGCGAGUUCUCCACCUGGAGCUCCAGACCAUAGCCCACGCUGGGCUGGUUGGGUUCCCCAAUGCUGGAAAGUCCUCGCUCCUCCGCGCCAUCUCAAACGCCAGACCCGCCGUGGCCUCCUACCCGUUCACGACCCUGAACCCCCACGUCGGCAUCGUCCACUACGAGGGCCACCUCCAGAUAGCAGUGGCCGACAUCCCCGGCAUCGUGAGGGGCGCCCACCGCAACAGGGGCCUGGGGCUUGCCUUCCUGAGACACAUCGAGCGCUGCCGCUGCCUCUUGUUCCUGGUCGACCUCUCCCUGCCGGAGCCGUGGACUCAGGUGGAGGACUUACAGCACGAGCUCGACAGGUACAAGGAAGGCCUGUCCCAGCGGCCGCACGCCAUCGUCGCCAACAAGGUGGAUCUCCCCGAGGCCAAAGCCAGGCUGCCCCAGCUGCGGGCCCACCUGGGCCAGGAGGUCAUCGCGCUGUCGGCCGUGACCGGGGAGAACCUGGAGGAGCUGUUGCUGCGCCUGAGGGAGCUGCACGCGGCCUCCGAGGAGGCGGAGCUGGGGCGCGGCCGCCCGCCCCUGGGUGGUGCCCGGGCGGGGGCCGCAGGGCCAGGCUGUUGUGAUCUGGGUCCUGGACUGUGAAAGUGCCUGUAGCUGCGGGAGCCGCUGAUGCUUCUCCAUCUGCCCACCCCCCGGCGUGGGCCCCUCGGGAGGGUGGGGAUUCCCUUGGGUGGUAGAACAUUGCGUGCGGCUGACACCCAGUCUGCUCCCUGCUGUCUGACUUGCCGACAGUGACCGACGUGUGCUAAGUAACACCCCAGUGAGAGGAAGACCCCUGCGCCCGCCCCCACCGCGGGCGAGCUCCGCCGAGCAGCCCAGCCAGAGGCCGGAGCCAGAGCCGCAGCUCCCGCCGCCGCGUCUCGGGUAGCGGCUGGCUGCAGAGGCGGGCCUUUAUUUACUUAUUUAUUUAAAGAUGUAUUAAGUUAUUUGAAAGGCAGAGUUACAGAGCAGGAGAAAGAGA